CGGAGCCGGCUCCCGGGGAGCCGAGGUGCGCGGCACUGCGAGCCGACCUUCUGCACCUGUCGCACACCUGAGCCUUGCUCGCCGCGGCGCUGACGCCGACUGACUGGUGGCUCGUGACUCGUGAUCGGCUGGUCAUGGCCUACCCGGGAUACGGAGGCGCGUUUGGAAACUUCAGCGGUCAGAUUCCGGGGAUGCAGAUGCACAUGGGGCAGCCAAUGCCAGGGGCAGGUCCCAAUAUGUUCUCUGGCGGUUACCCUGGGUACCUGGCGUACUCUGACAGCUACUCCCCUGCUGACGACUCUAUGUGGACUUACUUCACAGCUGUUGCUGGACAGGAUGGUGAGGUGGAUGCAGAAGAACUUCAGAGAUGCUUGACACAGUCUGGAAUUAGCGGGACUUAUGCUCCCUUCAGUCUGGAAACCUGCAGAAUUAUGAUUGCCAUGUUGGAUAGAGACUAUACAGGAAAAAUGGGAUUCAACGAAUUCAAGGAGCUAUGGGCAGCUCUUAGUGCCUGGAAGCAGAACUUCAUGACAAUUGAUCAAGACCAAAGCGGUACUGUAGAACAUCAUGAGCUGAGUCAAGCCAUCACUCUAAUGGGGUAUAGAUUGAGUCCUCAGACAUUAGCUGCUAUUGUUAAACGCUACAGCAAGAAUGGCAGAAUUUUCUUUGAUGACUAUGUUGCCUGCUGCGUGAAGCUUCGUGCCCUAACAGAUUUCUUUAGGCGAAGAGAUCACUUGCAGCAAGGGAUUGUGAACUUCAUGUAUGAGGAUUUUCUGCAGGGCACUAUGACAAUUUGAAAGCCUAGCAUUCAAAAGGUGAAGAAAUACUGAAGAAUCCUUCUGCUUCGCCGAAACAGACUGGACUACCUAAAAUUAAAAGUUCGAAGAACUUUUUCCUCUCCCUUCCUGUUCAAGUCCCUAUUGCCAUUUCUGUUAUUUAACCUUAAAGCACAGUUCAAUGCAAUAACUUUUUUAUUUGGGAUACAUUAUUUUUGGAAAAGUUAUGAUAUUGCAAAUAUAUGGACACUGUCUUGAAGUGUUGCUAAUGAUAUGUAGCUAAUUGAUAUCCGCACAUCUGAGCCUUGUUUUUUAACAAUAAUAGUGUAUAAGAAUGUAGUCACAUGACAGAUUGUCUACAAAGCCAAAUAACAAAAGUCUAGAUAAAACUUUUAUAUUAUCUAAAGGCUACAAGUUAUACUUCUGAUUUUGUUCAUGCCUGUGGGUGUUUCUGGGAAUGAAUCAGUCAUAGGGGACAUCUGCCCUUUUUGCUGUCUUUGGCUUUUGAUUCCACCAUCAGAGAACAUAACCUCCUGUUCUUGGCUUAUGAAUAAGAAAACUUUCGUUCCUAAAACUUUAUCCAAAUUUGGGUCUGUCAGCCUAUGGUAGUAGGUAUUGUUUUACUUUUUUUAUUUCACUGUUUAUUUUUUUACAGUAUAUUUUAUUAUUUUCCUUUUUAAAAAAUCUUUGAUUUUGUUUAGCUUUGUUUUGUGAGAUGAGAUUUUAACUACAUAGCACAGCAGCACACAAACUCAUGGUCCUCCUGCCUCCCCCUCCAUCCCCCAUUGUGUGCAGAGAUUCAAGGCUUGCACACCUGUGCCCACCUAAAAGUUUUAAAAUGAAGAUACCUUUCUCUUUCAUUAGUGAUGGUGUAGAUAAGCUAAAAUGUCCUCUUUCUCUAAAUCAAGCAGUUUUGGAGAAUGACACAUUUUAGUGAAGUGUCAGCUUUCUCUCAUGUUUGUUCUUUCUUAUUCUUUCAACCCAGGUGCUGCUCCUAGCUGUUGGCCACAGUUAAUUAAUUAAUUAAAAAAAAAAAUCGUGUAAUCUGCUACUUUUCAGAAGUUCUCUGUUGGAUCGAUAACACGUGUGUGUGUGUGUGUGUGUGUGUGUGUGUGUGUGUGUGUGUGUGGUGUGUACCAAGAAGUGUUUUGAUUUUUUUUCCUUUGGAGACUCUAUCAGCAGCAUUUCUGGUGAAUUUUCUAUAGUGAUUUCAAGUACUCACCAGGUUCCUUGCACUAAGUUCUCUGAUAUAAGAUGUUAGAGUUAAUUGAGUUUCCAACGUGGAAAACACCCUGUCUUUAUUAAUGAAGAUCUGAUAGACCACUGAAUUUUCAUAUAUUCUAACUGAACAUAUAUUUAGUUGAAGAAAAAUGCAAAUAGAUAUAAUUUUGGUUUAGCUAAUGACCAAAUUGAAUAUUUUUAAAGAAAACACCAUGGGUUUUUUUUUUGUUGUUGUUGUUUUUUGUUAUUUUUUGUUUUUUAACAGGCAAACCUCUUUUAUAAAUACAGAAAUCUUACAAACAGCUUUUACUUGAAAAGAUCCUGGAAAAGAAGUGAUGUCCUUGAUAUUGAUUACUCUAUAGUUUGCCGUCAAAUCCAUUUUGUCAGUUUUAUAAGACUUGGCUGAUGAAUACUCCACACACACUGUCCUCUGAAUAUUUGUUUCAUGACCACAUAUUUGAUAACCUGAAAGAGUAUUUACUGAACCAUUGAAUGUACAGAAUCUGAAGCUGUUGUAGGAAAAAGAAGCCACAUUAUGAUACUAUAAAUUAUUGAGUAAUGAACACUCUUGAUGUAUAAGUGCUUUUAUUUAUACAGUAAACAUGUUUCCAUGUCAUUUUGAGAAUUUUUUAAUAAACAUUCAAAUAGCUUGCUGUAAAGUUUUGUAUCAUACAAAAUUUGUUACAUAUAUACUGUUAUGAGAUGCGUCGGUUCAAACAACAGUGCAUUAAUUAAUUCAGCUGUUAUCUAAAAGAUUGUCAAAUGAUUAAAUGUCAGGUGUACUUCUAGUUUGAGUGGCAGUUUACACAUUUUAAAUUACAUCAAGGGAAAAUCGAUACUAUGGGAAUCUUGAUUUGGUCCACUUUAAAUGUAUUUUAAGGACUGUGCUCAUUAACCUAUUUGAGGCAUGCAUCAGAAAAAGAAAGUAACAAAUAUAUAUUCAAGUUAUAUAUUUAUUUCCAGAAAAGACAUUUACCCUGGAAGAAAGUAGAAUUUAUCAAGGUAGUUUAAACUCUGUGCAAAUAAAAAAAUAACAAAA
This is a messenger RNA of Peromyscus maniculatus bairdii (prairie deer mouse), 3036 nucleotides long. It is a transcript of the gene Gca, whose product is annotated as grancalcin. Lineage: Eukaryota; Metazoa; Chordata; Mammalia; Rodentia; Cricetidae. Gene Ontology annotation, molecular function: calcium ion binding. The record is from RefSeq and is a predicted model, not a curated record.